UGCAGCGUUGUUUUGACAAGCCUUAUACAGAAACCCUAGCCCCCCUCUGUUUCCUUAGCCGUUAGGUUUCCGUCACCGCGCGCUCCCUCACCCACCCUCCCUCUUCACCCCUCCUUCUCCCUACCCCCACCCCCGGCAAAAACAUUUCUAAUUCUCUCCUUCCUCAUAGGCCUCCUCUGUUGUUACCCACCCUGAAUCUGUAAAACCUUUCCGCAGCUCUUUUCCUUUUUUUUUUGGAAUUUUUUUUUUUAGAUCUGCAUGGUGAAGCCCUCCUUCGGAGCAUAGAAUUGUGACCUCUUUCCAUAUUCUCCCCCGUUUAUUAAUUUGUGAAACCAAAAUCCACUUCUUCUGAGGGGUAGGCGUGGGGAUAUCUGGGUCUUGUAAGGGUGAAUCUGGGUUUGGUUGUCUUUUGAUUCAGAUCUCUUCUUGCUUCUUUUGAGGGGGUAGCCGGGGCCUCGGCCUCGGCGGGUUCUAAAGCCCCCACCUGUUACAACCAUACAAAAAUUAAAAAUAGAUUUAACAUCCGCCCUCACGGAACCAAUUGUAAAAAUUCCCAAGUAUAAAAUUUAACAACAAAACUAUUCUUUGAUUCUUUUUUCCGAUCUCUAGCAAAAAGAAAUAAUAAUAAAAAAAAAACAGAUCGGGGAAGAGAUGCCGGCCCUUGCAUGCUGCGUAGACGCCACUGUAGCUCCUCCUCCUGGGUACGUCUUCGCCAGGGACAGCUCUCUUCCCGCGCCGGCGGCUGAUUCUGUAUUUCUCCCCUCCUCUGCCGCCGGCGUACCUUCUCCGACAAACGCCUCCGCCACCGCUGACGUCUGUCAUUGGUCGCCAGCUCUUUCUGCUGCACUUUACAAGGUUGAUGGAUGGGGCGCCCCUUACUUCACCGUCAACUGCUCCGGCAACAUUUCCAUCCGCCCUUACGGCACUGAUACCCUUUCCCACCAGGAGAUCGACCUCCUCAAGGUGGUGAAGAAAGCAUCCGACCCGAAAUCCUCUGGCGGUCUUGGAUUGCAGCUCCCCCUCAUUGUCCGCUUCCCAGACGUGCUCAAAAACCGCCUCGAGUCCCUCCAAUCUGCUUUUGAUUAUGCUGUUCAAUCCCAAGGCUACGAAGCUCAUUACCAAGGCGUUUAUCCUGUGAAAUGCAACCAGGACCGCUUUGUGGUUGAGGACAUCGUCAAAUUCGGGUCGCCUUUCCGGUUUGGAUUGGAGGCCGGGUCCAAACCUGAACUUCUCCUUGCCAUGAGCUGCCUUUGCAAGGGAAGCCCAGAUGCUCUUUUGGUCUGCAACGGCUUUAAAGACGUCGAGUAUAUCUCUCUGGCCUUGCUUGCACGAAAGCUGUGCUUGAACACUGUGAUUGUGCUUGAACAAGAGGAGGAAGUUGAUUUGGUGAUUGACAUAAGCAAGAAAAUUGGUGUCCGGCCCGUCAUUGGAGUUCGGGCCAAGUUGAGGACCAAGCAUUCUGGGCAUUUCGGGUCAACUUCGGGUGAGAAAGGUAAGUUUGGAUUAACGACCACUCAAAUUCUCCGUGUUGUGAAGAAGCUUGAACUCUCUGGAUUUUUAGAUUGUCUUCAGUUGCUGCAUUUCCAUAUUGGAUCUCAGAUCCCUUCGACGGCGCUACUCGCUGACGGUGUUGGCGAGGCCGCGCAGAUAUAUUGUGAAUUAGUACGCCUAGGUGCUUGCAUGAAGGUUAUUGAUAUUGGAGGUGGGCUUGGGAUUGAUUACGAUGGCUCAAAGUCAGCUAAUUCUGAUAUCUCUGUGGCCUAUACUCUCCAAGAAUAUGCCUCCGCUGUGGUGCAGGCAGUCCGCUUCGUGUGUGACCGCAAUGGCGUUAAGCACCCGGUGUUAUGCAGUGAGAGUGGUCGGGCAAUUGUGUCCCAUCACUCAAUUUUGAUAUUUGAAGCUGUCUCUGCCAGCUCCUAUGAGACUCCGCAGGUAUCAUCUCUUGGCCUUCAGUAUUUUGUUGAGCGUCUCACCGAGGAAGGCAGAGCUGAUUAUAGAAAUUUAUAUUCUGCGGCCGUCCACGGGGAGUAUGAUACUUGUGUGCUAUAUGCUGAUCAGCUCAAGCAGAAAUGUAUCGAGCAGUUUAAGGAAGGGUCUUUAGGUAUUGAACAAUUGGCUGCAGUGGAUGGCCUGUGUGAGUUUGUUUCCAAGGCUGUUGGGGCAUCUGAGCCUGUCCGUACUUACCAUGUCAAUCUAUCCAUUUUCACUUCAAUUCCUGAUUUUUGGGCCAUCGGUCAGCUUUUCCCGAUUGUCCCAAUUCACCGGCUUGAUGAGAAGCCUGGAAUGAGGGGAAUAUUGUCGGACCUGACGUGUGACAGUGAUGGGAAGAUCGACAAGUUUAUUGGAGGUGAGUCAAGCUUGCCCCUCCAUGAAUUGGAAGGCAUUGGUGGUAGUGGUGGGGGAUACUUUUUGGGGAUGUUCUUGGGUGGGGCUUAUGAGGAGGCGCUCGGAGGAUUCCAUAACCUGUUCGGCGGCCCUAGCGUCGUACGCGUGUCCCAGAGUGAUGGCCCUCACAGCUUUGCUGUGACGUGUGCCGUCCCUGGAUUGUCCUGCGGGGAUGUCCUCCGGGUGAUGCAGCAUGAGCCUGAGCUUAUGUUUGAGACUCUCAAGCACCGCGCUGAGGAAUUUGUGCAUGAAGAAGAUGAUGAUGGCAUGGCCCAUGUUUCCUUGGCCAGUGGCCUAGCCCGUUACUUCCACAACAUGCCUUAUCUUGUGGCACCUUCCUCUUGCUGCUUGACUGCUAAUAGUGGUUACUAUUAUUGCGAUGAUGAAUCUUUUGGUGCUGCUAUUGAGUCUGCCGCUGGUGAGGAUGAGCAGUGGACUGCCUACUGUGUUGCUUGAGUUUGUACUAGUCCCUAUUGUAGCAUCUCCAUUUUAAGCAUUUCAGUCCGGUGGAUGGACUCUGCUCUCUAGUUUGUCGUUGAGGUCGUCUGUUUUUUGGAAUUUUGUUGCUCGUUUUCCUGUUUUAAAUAUGUUCAUUUCCUCUUCUUAGUUCCUGAUGAACAAGAUGUACGGAGGCCCUUUGUAUUCUCCCUACUGUGGAGAACUGGGAAUGUGACCGAAUCAGUCUGCUGAUGUAAAUUCGGUCUCAACUGUUGCCCAAUUCUCUGUGUAGUCAUUUUCAUAUGCCAUCUAAGUUGACCUCUUUAUCUAGGUUUUAAUAAAUUUAGUUUAAUUAAUGGGCAACCUUUGUAAAGAUGUUCUGUAUUUGGGCAUUAUUUUAUAUUCGA
Messenger RNA from Coffea eugenioides, 3230 nucleotides. RefSeq names its product arginine decarboxylase. The record is from RefSeq and is a predicted model, not a curated record. The coding region runs from base 652 to 2841 and encodes 729 amino acids. The transcript has a single exon. NCBI's taxonomy places the organism in Eukaryota, Viridiplantae, Streptophyta, Magnoliopsida, Gentianales, Rubiaceae. Gene Ontology annotation, biological process: L-arginine catabolic process; spermidine biosynthetic process. Gene Ontology annotation, molecular function: arginine decarboxylase activity.